This is a messenger RNA of Bacillus rossius redtenbacheri, 1751 nucleotides long. Its product is annotated as endo-polygalacturonase-like. Gene Ontology annotation, biological process: carbohydrate metabolic process. The coding region runs from base 72 to 1322 and encodes 416 amino acids. The transcript has 2 exons. Gene Ontology annotation, molecular function: polygalacturonase activity. The record is from RefSeq and is a predicted model, not a curated record. Lineage: Eukaryota; Metazoa; Arthropoda; Insecta; Phasmatodea; Bacillidae.
CAACAUUUGAUAAAUAUAUUUGGGCAUCGUUGCUCUUCAGUAUUGAAUUUGCUGCAAUUGGCAGAUAAAUCAUGCUGAAGAUGGAGAUACGUUAUUCCUUCUGCUGUAUGACAGUAGCAGUUAUUCUGCUCCUGCUGCAUGCUGGGGGCGCGAGAGACCUGCGCACUGUCACGGAGCCCAAGACUCCACAGAGCUGCACCACGCUGAAGGCAGGCAGCGGAGACCAAACCCAGGCCAUCCAGAAGGCUCUCAACUCCUGCGCCAAGAGCAAAGCCGUCCAGCUGUCGUCCGGCACCUUCCUUUCCGGUCCGCUGACCAUCCCGUCGGGCGUCAGCCUGCUGGUGGACAGCGGCGCGACAUUGAAGGCCAUUCCGAACCCGAGCUUGUAUGACCUGGGGAAGAAGACGUGUGGCACACUAGACAAGGAAGGCGUCGGCUGCAAGCCUUUCAUAACCAUUCACGGCGCGACCGGCAGCGGGAUCUACGGCAAGGGCACUAUCGACGGUCAGGGCGGUGAGAUGAUGACUGGCAAGAGCGAGUCUUGGUGGAAGCUGGCCACGAGCGCCAAGAAUAAGAACGAGUUCCAGAACAACCCCCGGCUGAUACAGGUCAACGAUUCCGCAGACAUAACCCUCUACCAGAUUACCUUGAAGAACUCUCCGUUCUACCAUGUGUCAACGAGCAACAUCAACGGCCUGACCGUGUGGGGUAUCACCAUCGACACGCCAUCCACGGCACGCAACACGGACGGUGUCGACCCAAUGGGUUCUCAGAAUGUCACUAUCGCCCAUUGCACCAUCAGCACAGGCGACGACAACGUGGCCAUCAAGGCGAUGAUCUCGCCUUCGAGACACAUCUCCGUGCUAAACAAUCACUUUGGCUCGGGUCACGGGAUGUCCAUAGGCAGUGAGAUCACAUACGGGGCCAGCGACGUGACGGUGUCGGGGCUGACUCUGGACGGCACCACCAACGGUCUGCGCAUCAAGAGCAACACCUUCCGAGGCGGUGUGGUCACCCGCGUGUCCUACACCAAUGUUUGCAUGCUCGACGUGAAGCACCCCAUCAUGGUGGACAUGGAGUAUGGCAAGGUGACCGGCAGCCUCACGCCCGAGUUCCACAACAUCUCCUUCACCAACGUGAAGGUGCUGACCAAGGGAACCUUUACGUUUGACGGCUUGAGCGACUCCAAGCCCGUUGAAGCCACCUUGAAGGACGUGCACAUCAAGAAAGGCUCCAAGUGGAUAACCAACCACGCCAAGAUCACGGGAUCCUGGGAGGAGGAUGCUGCCGGCACUGCUUGUGGAAACGCUGGGAACUCAUAGUUCAUGCAUUUGCCAUUGGAUGCCUAAAGGAAAACAAAUGAGGCGAUCACAAGCAAAGUGGGAAAAGUGAAUAAAGAAUAGUUUUUGAGAACAAGUCUUAAAGCCUCCUAAAAUAAUAAAUAUUUUGUUAAAGUAGUUUACAAAAACUUGCCUCAUGGCAGCACACAUUUAGAGUACUCUCUGUUUGGGACCAAACAGUUUCCCUUUGCUUACAAAAAUGUUCAUGUUAACAUUGAAUUAACAAUAAUAUCUAUAUUCUGUCACUUACACCCCUUUGCUUCUAACUACCUCAAAUGUUCUGUUAUAGUAAACAUAAUAAAUUUAAAAGAACCAAAUCUUUUUAUGAUAACAUGCCAUUAAUAAUGUAAUUUUUUUUAUUAUUAGCAAUUCCAUUUUGUAAUGGUAUUCACCAGUAAAGUUUAUUGAAAA